AUGGAGAAACCACUCCAACUUUACUUCAUCCCAUACCUAGCAGCUGGUCACAUGAUCCCUCUAUGCGACAUAGCUUCUCUCUUUGCCUCACGAGGCCACUUUGUUACAAUCAUCACAACUCCUUUAAACGCUAAAAUUCUUCCCAAAUCCAACAACUUCUUCAAUGUUCACACCUUUCCAUUCCCUUCUCAAGAAGUUGGCCUCCCGGACUGCGUCCAAAACCUCUCCUCGGUCACUGACCUCGAGAGCUCCAAUAAAAUCUUCCAAGCCACUACACUCCUCCAGGAACAAUUUGAGAAUUUCGUGGAGCAGCAUCCACCUGAUUGCAUCGUGGCGGAUUUUUUAUUCCCGUGGGUUGAUGAGCUCGCAAACAAGCUCACCAUUCCAAGGUUCGCCUUCAAUGGUUUCUCACUCUUUACCAUUUGUGCCAUGGAAGCCCUCAAAUUACACCCUCUCCCUGGGGAUGCUUCCGGUUCAUUUGUUGUUCCUCAUUUUCCUUACGAUGUCACCAUUAGUUCAACACCACCAAUGGGUUCCAAAUCCUUCCUUGAUCCUCUACUUACAAUAGCGCUGAAAAGCCAUGGUUUUAUCAUUAACAGCUUUGUAGAGCUCGACGGAGAAGAAUGUGUUGAUUAUUACGAGAAAACCAUUGGUCAUAAAGCUUGGCAUCUUGGACCGGCUUCUCUUGUUCGUAAAACAACUCAAGAGAAGGCAAUGAGAGGAGAAAAGAGCUCCGUGAGUGUGCAAAAGUAUUUGACAUGGCUCAAUUCAAAGCAAGAUAACUCAGUAAUCUACAUAUGCUUUGGAACCUUUUGUUAUUUCCCUGAUGAGCAAUUGUAUGAGAUUGCAAGUGCGAUAGAAGCAUCGGGUUAUGAAUUCAUAUGGGUUGUUCCGGAGAAGAAAGGGAAGGAGAAUGAAAGCAAAGUGGAGAGUGAAAAAUGGCUUCCUAAAGGUUUUGAAGAAAGAAAUAAAGGGAUGAUUGUAAGGGGAUGGGCCCCACAGGUGGUUAUAUUGGGCCACCCUGCCGUGGGGGCUUUUUUGACGCAUUGUGGGUGGAACUCUGUGGCGGAGGCUGUUAGUUCAGGGGUUCCGAUGAUCACGUGGCCAGUGCAUAGCGAUCAAUUCUAUAACGAGAAGUUGGUGACUCAGGUGCAUGGAAUUGGAGUUGAAGUCGGUGUGGAUGAGUGGCUUACGACUGCUUUUCGAGAGAUGGAAAAGGUGGUGGGAAAAGAUUGUAUAGAAAAGGCUUUGAGAAGGUUGAUGGACGGUGGUGAGGAAACAGUUAGAAUAAGAAGAAGAGCUAAAAAGUUGGCAAAAAUAGCUAAACAUGCUGUUUGUGAUGGUGGUUCAUCCCAUGAGAAUUUGACGGCUUUGAUCGAUGAGCUUAAGCGGUUAAGACAGAGUAAGGUGUCAGAUUAA
Molecule: messenger RNA, 1419 nt
Organism: Lathyrus sativus (Indian pea)
Lineage: Eukaryota; Viridiplantae; Streptophyta; Magnoliopsida; Fabales; Fabaceae
Source: the annotation of a GenBank genome assembly